AUGGCCAGCCCCGCCGUCACAGAAAAAUUGGUGGACGACACCAUCGCUACCAAGAUUGAGCAGCUUGACCGCCACGGCUACCUCUUUGGCCAGAAGAUCACACAUUCCCUGUCACCACUCCUGCACAGCACCAUCUACGAGGGAAUCGGCCUGAAAUGGGAGCAGAUGCGUCUGGACUCGGCAGACCUGCCGCUGUUCCUCGAGCUCAUCAAGCACCCCAAGUUCUACGGCAGCUCCGUCACCAUGCCCAACAAGGUCGCCAUCAUCCCUCACCUCGACGAGCUGACGGAUGAGUGCCGCGACGUCGGCGCCUGCAACACCCUCUUCAUCCGCGAGCGCGACGGCAAGCGGAUAUACUGCGGCACCAACACCGAUGUCAUUGGCGUUCGCGAGUCCUUCGUUCAGAACGUCGCCGACCCGGAUGCCGUCUACCACAACAAGCCCGCCCUGGUCAUCGGCGGCGGCGGUGCUGCCCGCAGCGCCGUCUACGCCUUGCGUAAGUGGAUGAAGGCCACCGACAUCUACCUCGUCAACCGUGACAAGGCUGAGGUCGACGCCGUUAUCGCCGAGUGCACCACGCGGGGCUAUGGAGACAACCUGUACCACGUAUCCACCGUCGAGGAGGCGAGGGAGCUUGACGCCCCCGGCGCUAUCGUCUCCUGCAUCCCCGACUUCCCUCCCAAGACCCCCGAGGAGAUUGUCGCCCGCGAGGUUAUCGUUGAGUUCUUUAACAAGCCUACCAAGGGUGCCAUUCUUGAGAUGUGCUACAACCCCACCCCCUUUACUGAGAUUGGUGCCCUGGCCGAAGACGCCGGCUGGCAGGUCAUUCUCGGCACUGAGGCCAUGAUCUACCAAGGUCUCGAGCAGGACCGUUACUGGACCGGCAAGGAGGUUCAGGACCUUCCCGUACAAAAAGUCAAGGAAGUGAUUGCCGCCAAGCUGGCGCAACACUCAAAACUGUAA
Molecule: messenger RNA, 963 nt
Organism: Colletotrichum siamense
Lineage: Eukaryota; Fungi; Ascomycota; Sordariomycetes; Glomerellales; Glomerellaceae
Gene: qa-3-0
Product: Quinate dehydrogenase
Exons: 2
Coding region: 1-963 (320 amino acids)
Biological process (GO): shikimate metabolic process; chorismate biosynthetic process
Molecular function (GO): shikimate 3-dehydrogenase (NADP+) activity
Source: RefSeq, a predicted model, not a curated record